UUUGGAGGUGUUCGGCGUCGAUCAAGACGCGGCGAGGUGUUUCGGAUUUGGGCAGGUUUUUCCGUGUUGUAGUUGUGUUGUUGUGCCCCGUUCCAAAUUUUUUGUCUUAGAUUUGUGUAGAUACGGAUGUUGCACCAAAAUUUUGAGAAGGAGGGAGUAUUAGUUUGUAUGAACUAUGUAUGAAAUCAACAUUUCAUGGCUUUAUACGGAUUAGAUGUUUUGCACAUGAGGCAUGUGGUUGCCGGGGCGGGCUCCUGCACGGAAGCGUCCGCGGACAUAUAGAUAUAGGGAAUCAAAUUAGCAAUCCUUGAAGAUACUCCAAGUAUAGGAUUCCUUUUCAGAUGAAGGAAUACUGUUCUUCAAGUAGCAUUUCCAUAUUCAAGUUUCGAAGAGAGAUAAAAUCAAAUUUCAUUGAGGUUGGGCCUCUAGCACUUAAGGUCGCAAGCUUUGAAACAAUCCUGAUCCUGAUCCUAAUCAAAGCCACACCUCCACGACAACCACUAGUGGAUCAUUAUUUGAUCCUAGGGGAAUGGUCGCCGCUGGGGAAUUUCCGACCAUUGAACGGCCAAACCAGCAAAACGCGUAGUACGAUACAAAGCUCCAAUCGCAGGUCAACAAUUAUAAUUUUGAUUCGUCAUGCACGCCAGUCCUUACCCCUUGCCAAGUUGCCAUGUUUGUGUUGUCACAGACAGCAAAAUAAUGGAGGUGACGCGGAGUUCGAACAUAAACCACAACUGUCUCUCACCAUUACCAUACCAUCAACAAAUACCUCGGCUACUUUUUUCGAGUUAUUUGACAUCAACCGGGGGAGGAUUUUCCGUAACUUCCACAAGAAAUUAGGGGCAAACACGAAAAGAACGAUCAACGGCUCCAAAAAGUUCCUACCUUUUCCAGCGGCUCCAAAAGUCCGGCCUUCAGUGGUAACAUGAUAUAUAUUUUACUCAAUCAACUCACGUCGACUCUUGUAUUAGUAAACUGGCACCAAACACAAAGUUUUUCGAAAGAUCCACUGAAACACAUAGCAGUUGCCAUUGUAAGGCAACAGUUACAAUUGACAGAGAAAGAUUGCUAAACACUCCAGCCAAAAUGAAAGUUUCAGUACUCGAAAAAGAGAAAAAUUUCGCUUGUGACCCUGAGAUCCUAAGAACACAAUUCUUGAGGUAUGAGAUUUUAGUCAGGUUUCCUGGAGAGAAAAUAAAUAAAUUCCUUUCAAGACUGUAAAUCCAACAUUUAAGAUACCAAGCUUUGAACGACAACUAUCAUUAAAGCCAGGUCUACGUUGACAACAGAAUUAAAUGCUUAUUUAGCCAAGACUAGCAUAACCAGCCAUGGUAUUGGGUUUGGUUGGCUGCAACUGAUUCAAACAACAAAAAUCCAAACCCGCCCUAAGAAGUUUCUCCCAGGCUACUGUGCAGAUUCCGAAAAAGAAAUGCUGGCGUUGACCUGGAUACAUAUGACCCAACUACUCGUGUAUAAAAGCACUCCCCAUGCUCCUAGAUAAUUCAAGACAAAAUCCAGUUAUCCCAUAUCCUCUUCAACAAUCCGAACUAUCUUCACCAGUUAUCUCAAAUCUUCAGCAGUGGCUGUGGCGCCAGUGCUCAAAGAUCAAAAGAGAGGUUAAUACAGAAAUAAGAAUGGGCAAACUAGUUGCAGCAAUAGGCAAGUUGCUCUGCUGUGUACAAGUGGACCAGUCAACAGUAGCCAUCAAGGAAAGAUUUGGGAAAUUUGAGGAUGUGCUUGAUCCCGGGUGUCACUGUGUGCCAUGGAUUAUCGGAAGCCGUGUCAGUGGUAAGCUUACACUUAGGCUUAGGCAAAUGGACGUUCGCUGUGAGACAAAGACAAAGGACAAUGUUUUUGUUACAAUUGUUGCAUCCAUUCAAUACCGAGCAAUGGAGGACAAAGCAAAUGAUGCGUACUAUAAGCUGAGCAACCCAAAAUCUCAAAUCCAAUCUUAUGUCUUUGAUGUUAUCAGAGCAAGCAUUCCCAAACUACAACUGGAUGAUGUUUUUGAGCAAAAGAACGACAUAGCAAAAUCUGUGGAGCAGGAGCUUGAGAAGGCUAUGUUUGCUUAUGGCUAUGAGAUUGUGCAGACACUAAUUGUUGAUAUAGAGCCAGAUGAAAAGGUUAAAAAGGCUAUGAAUGAAAUUAAUGCCGCUGCAAGAAUGCGUGUUGCGGCAAAUGAGAAGGCAGAGGCAGAAAAGAUCGUUCAAAUCAAGAGAGCUGAGGGAGAGGCUGAAGCUAAGUAUCUCUCUGGCCUUGGAAUUGCAAGGCAGCGGCAGGCAAUAGUUGAUGGCCUCAGAGACAGUGUGCUUGGCUUUUCUGGCAAUGUGCCCGGGACUUCCGCCAAGGAUGUGAUGGACUUGGUUCUGCUCACCCAAUACUUUGACACCAUGAAAGAGAUUGGUGCUUCAUCCAAAUCUUCUGCAGUUUUCCUCCCGCAUGGCCCAGGUGCUGUUGCAGACAUUGCCAGUCAGAUUCGCAAUGGAUUUCUUCAGGCGUCCACACAUCAUGCCUGAACUGAACCCAUGUGUACAAGAAUUUGAAUUGGUGAGGUCAUUCCUACAGGCUCCUGGUUUGACAUAAGAAAAUGGUCCUUUAAGCGCG
Molecule: messenger RNA, 2604 nt
Organism: Aegilops tauschii subsp. strangulata
Lineage: Eukaryota; Viridiplantae; Streptophyta; Magnoliopsida; Poales; Poaceae
Product: hypersensitive-induced reaction 1 protein
Source: RefSeq, a predicted model, not a curated record